CACAGACGUCCAUCCUCACACUCGUUCAUGUCACUCAUUCCGCUUCCCACGCCGCUCGCGUAGCGACACACCACCCCGCCCGGAGACAUGUUCCCUUGAGCCACCAUGUUGAGCUUCUUGUCGCUGCCUCCAGCGUUACUCGCCUUCAUCGCCGCCCUUCCACUGCCUACGAAUGCGCAGUACCCGCUUCCGCCCUCAUAUCAAAACAUUCUCAAGUCGCCCAUCGACCCCAAUGUCACUAUCUCAUACAAGCAGCCGUCCAAUGGCACAUGCACUACCGCGUUCGAGACUCAGAAGCAGUAUACGGGAUACAUAGGGAUUCCUCCGUACACCCUCGCUCCGAUACAGCAGAACUAUUCCAUCAACACAUUCUUCUGGUUUGUGGAGGCACGCCAAACACCAGAGUCCGCGCCAUUGACGAUAUGGCUCAACGGAGGACCAGGCUCGAGCAGCCUGUUCGGCAUGUUCAAUGAGUUGGGCCCAUGUGAAGUGGUGCAAAUGGCAGAUGGAUCGUACGGGACGCAGAUGCGGACAUUCGGAUGGGAUCGUAUAUCAAACAUCCUCUUCAUUGAUCAGCCCAACCAGGUUGGUCUAUCUUAUGACACCGCGACAAACGCGUCAUUGAACCUCUACACCAACGAGAUUUUUGAGCCGGCGACCGCGCCAAUUCACGACCUUCCGAGCUAUAUGUACUUGAAUGGGACGUUUGGCACUGCCAAUGAGAAUUCGAAUACACCUUGGGCCACGACUGCCAAUACCAGCGAGAUUGCAGCAGCAGCUACCUGGCAUUUCUUGCAAACAUGGCUUUCAACUUUCUCACAGUACAACCCGGCCACUCGCCCGAACAUCACCACUCCCAAUUCUGACGAGCCCGCUGGAAUUCACCUCUUCACCGAAUCCUAUGGCGGCAAGUACGGUCCGACAUUCGCUUCGUACUUUGAGGAUCAAAACGCAAGGAUUCGCAAGGGAGAACUGUCUGCCAACGAUACCCUGUCGAUCAGAUUGCAGUCGCUCGGCAUUAUGAAUGGACUUGUGGACGAUCUGAUCCAGGACUACUAUUACCCGCUGUUCGCGUUCAACAACACAUACGGAGUCCGCCUCAUUGAUCAAACGACCCAAUUGAACGCGAUCAACAAUUACACUCGGCAAUGUGAGCCCGCGAUUCUGUCGUGCAGGAAUGCAACUCAGGAUCCAUACGGCGACAAUGACGCGACCAACGAGCUGUGCGAAAGCGCGCAGUACAUAUGUAACAACUUAACCGCCCUCGCAUUGGGAGCUGGGUACAACCACUACGACAUUCGACAAGAGUUGCCCAGCCCUGAUCCACCAACAGCUUACGUCGAGUACCUAAACAGUGCAUCUGUGUUGGAAUCAAUCGGAGCGCCGGUAAACUACACUGAGAGCAGCCCAUAUGUGCAGGCUGGUUUCAUCUCCACGGGAGACACUAUCCGUGGUGGCGCUGUCCAGGACUUGGCCGAUCUGCUUAGGCUCGGGGUCCGGGUGGCCUUCAUCUACGGCGACGCGGACUACAUCUGCAAUUGGGUAGGCGGAGAAGCUGUUGCAUAUGCUGUCGCCGGGGCUUUGCCAGAAUAUCCUUCACCAACAGGUGUGGCAUCCACCGGAGCCGGUGUGCCUCCAUCGUAUGCGAGCGGCUUUAACGAGGCCGGUUAUGCGGAGAUCGUGGUCAACGACUCUUAUGUUGGCGGUGCAGUUCGUCAAUUUGCGAAUCUGAGCUUCAGUCGAGUCUACGAUGCCGGCCAUUUUGUGCCAUACUACCAGCCUGAGACCGCAUUCCAAAUCUUUGCGCGCGUCAUCCUGGGCAACGACAUAUCCACGGGUGCGGACAUUGACCUUUCAUCAUUCAUGUCUAACGGCACGGCCAAUGCCACGCACACUAAUGAUGUGUCAGACGCACCAAAGGCAACAUGCUGGGUACGCAACUUUGCAAGUUCAUGUACCGAUGAGGACGAGGAAGAUAUGCGGGCAGGUAAAGGGAUAGUCCAGCACGGAAUCUAUUACAAAAACACGAAAGACAUCACCCUGCCCAAAACCACGGUAGCUGCAGGAAUUCCUGGUCUACCUAUGGUCACCAGCAGCAGUGGGAGCACGAAGAGCAGCGGCAGUACAGUCGCUUUGACGGGAGUCUAUACAGCGACAGGAACGCCUAAGAGUGCGGCGUCGAGAUAUUCAACUCCAGCAGGAAGUGACAUGGCUUUCGGACAAAUCGCUGUCAUUCUUGCGGGUUUGAGUGCUGGCGUGGCUGUCAUGCUGUGAGAACAAUGCGUUUGCUUGAGGAAAUAACAGUACUAGUAUACAGAGACGACGAUUGGUUUUCGCGAAAGAUACCCAAAAGCAAGGUCGGAAUAGAAGAGGAGUUGGAACAUGUUAUAUGGCAUUUGAAAAGUGAUAGAUUACGAGGUUUUAGUGCGAAGCGAUUGUACAUCUACGGAGAGUAGUGGGGUUUGUGUGAAGCGCAGGCAGUCUGUAUAAUAACACAUGGAAGGAUGUCAGCUCAUUCUACUCCCACAAGACAUCAC
Messenger RNA from Cercospora beticola, 2537 nucleotides. RefSeq lists its product as uncharacterized. The record is from RefSeq and is a predicted model, not a curated record. Lineage: Eukaryota; Fungi; Ascomycota; Dothideomycetes; Mycosphaerellales; Mycosphaerellaceae. Gene Ontology annotation, biological process: proteolysis. Gene Ontology annotation, cellular component: fungal-type vacuole. Gene Ontology annotation, molecular function: serine-type carboxypeptidase activity.